Messenger RNA from Papilio polytes (common Mormon), 1781 nucleotides. It is a transcript of the gene vnd, whose product is annotated as homeobox protein Nkx-2.2. Gene Ontology annotation, molecular function: RNA polymerase II cis-regulatory region sequence-specific DNA binding; DNA-binding transcription factor activity, RNA polymerase II-specific. The transcript is spliced from 3 exons. The record is from RefSeq and is a predicted model, not a curated record. Gene Ontology annotation, biological process: cell differentiation; regulation of transcription by RNA polymerase II. NCBI's taxonomy places the organism in Eukaryota, Metazoa, Arthropoda, Insecta, Lepidoptera, Papilionidae. Bases 139 to 1101 code for a protein of 320 amino acids. Gene Ontology annotation, cellular component: nucleus.
UCUCCGGGCGACUGCUCGCAACGAAAACUAAACGCCUUAUCGGUGGUGAUUCUACACAAAACAGUUAUCAAAUGGCAAUCAGUAAUCGAUCAUAAUUGACUGUAUUAGUGUGUGAUUUAUUUAGCGGUCGUUUAGUGUAUGAUGAAAAUGAUGGGAGAGAAUGACAUGGGUUAUGGGGACUAUUACAACUAUGACAACAGUUGGCCGGUGGCGCCGCCGGACUACGGCGCCGGUUUAGAUCCUAGCUGUCAGUACAGGCAGCCUGAAGAAGACUAUAGAUACGGCACUUAUGCACUCUUAGAUAGUAUGAAGAUGCCAGGCCAGCGACCGGGGUUCCAGAUCUCCGAUAUCCUGGGCCUGAACGAAGCAAAGGGGUUGGAGACUGCGCCAGCACCGACUGGGCUCGGCUGCGGGCUGGAACUCCCGCCCUACGCACCGCCCCAACAUCAUUACUCUCACGAUCUGCUCAGACAUCAUCAACCAUGGCUUUCUUUAGACCAACAUGAACCUAUCGGUGGAAUUGGUCAACAAGCGAGUCCGGACAGCACAUCGCGCGCGUCCGAGCUAUCCUAUGUGGGAGCCUCAGCCUCGUCGCCGACUAUCACCGACCCACGUCACGAUCAGGACCAGGACCAGGACCACGACGACAUUGACCACGAUGAUGAGGACCAUGACCAGCCGGCAAACACCAGCGACCCUAAUCUCGCGCACAAGAAGCGUAAGCGACGCGUACUCUUCUCCAAAGCGCAGACUUAUGAGUUAGAAAGACGGUUCCGUCAGCAAAGAUACCUCUCUGCUCCAGAGCGGGAACACUUGGCGAGUUUGAUUCGUUUAACACCGACGCAGGUAAAGAUCUGGUUCCAGAACCAUAGAUACAAGACGAAACGAGCGGUGCAGGAGAAAGGGGCUCAUGAUUUAAACGUUGGAAGUUUAAAUUCUCCUCGCCGUGUGGCGGUACCAGUUCUUGUGAAGGACGGCCGGCCUUGUAUAGGCAAGCCGGAUGGUCUUCCUCCAUUAGGUAUGUCGCUGCCUCCAUACCAGCCUAUGCAUCACCAGCCGCCCGUCGGCCACGGAUCCCAGCCAAGCGGCUGUUGGUGGUGAUUAUAAAAUCGAUCAGUGAUUUCCUAGUCGUUACGGAGUAAUAUCGCUUCGAAUUGGGGAUAGCGUUAUUACUUUUUAAGUAAUCUUUGUACCAUUUUAUUUCGGAAAAAUAGAUGAAACAUUUAGUACAAGUAAUUGUGAAUAUAAAAACUGAUUAAUUUAAUGUUAAUUUAAAACAUUAUGCCCAGUAAUAUCCAUCUCUUUAGUAACAAAGAUUUCAUGUACAUUGAUAACGAAAUGAUAAAAGCCAUUUGAUUUGACAAUUUUAUUACGCAGUUUUUUGUGAGGGACCUCGAAUAUUACGUAAACUGGAAGUAUUAGUAUUUAUUUAUUUAAUUUAAAAAGUUUUAAGGUGCAUAGAGUUCCUAUUUAAUAGUAUGUCAAUGCGUUAUUAUCCUAUAAUAUUUCAACAGCGUAAAGAUGUAGCAUGAUUAUCUUUAAUUAGCUCUUUCCUUCGAAUUUUUAGUUACCAUUAUAAUUUUAAAAUAAGGUUAUACAAAGUCGGUACUUUGAUAUGAAUUACUAUAAAUGUGAAUUUUGGUUACAAAACAACUUGUUUCGGCAGCGAAAAACUCUUAGGUACUUAUACAUUCCAUUACAUAACUAGAUUUGUAUAUUAAUGUAAAAAGCUUAUAAAAGUUAUUAGUUAAUAUUGUCUAAUAUUAUGAGAAAUUGACCAG